AGAGACAAUAAAUGGCUAUAGACUCCUCUCGGAGUUGUAUAAAUUAAAGCGUUAAUCAAUAUUGUUAUUCGUUAACUAAUAACUAAAACUGGGAGCUCAUUUAACAGCUCGGUAUUUGGGGGCGUGGCUUACGAUAAAGGUGUGUAAGGAAAAGUGUCGAAAGAACAGAAAAGGGAUUCCUAUUUCCUGUGGGUUUUCCAGCGCCUUGGACGAUGUAUGCCGCCAGAUACGACGGCCACAGUGAUCGCCAUGAGCGGAUCGACUUCCUGAGCAGCAAAGAGAAAGCCCAUUCCAAGCGGAAGCUAUGGGCUGUGAUAGGCGUUUUAUUGGCAGCCCUCAUCCUUGCUGCCGUAGCUGCUUUCCUAAUUUGGCUGUUUGUCUUUAAGGAGGCUGAAGAAGCCGCCAUCAGUAGGCAGACAACUCCUGCAGAGGUCGUGUUCAGUGGUCACAUGACACUACCAGAUGUCAAAUACAACCAGCAGCUGGAGGAGACCAGCAGCCCCGAAUUUGAAGCACUGGCAGAUAAUCUGGAGGCAAUUCUGGAGGAAAACAUCAAGAAAGAUUCAAUCCUUGCUACGUACUACACAAAGUCUGUGGUCACAGCAUUCAGUGAAGGUGUGAUAGCUUACUAUUGGUCCCAGUUCGACAUCCCAGUGGAGGACCUGGAGUUUGUGCCAGAGCUGUCGGAGGAGCUGGUGUUAGAGACUCUGGAAAAUGGAAUAAAAGAUCAGCAAAGGACUACCGGCCAGAUAAAGAUCAAUGAAAUUACAGCCACACUCACCGACCCUCGCAUGGCCAGGAAUCCCCGAGCAAAGGAGUGUUUUUUCCAACUGGAGGCUGAAGGAAAAGAAUCUGAGUUUUCCUCACCGGGCUUCCCCGACGGCUACCCCCCGAGGUCUCGCUGUCAGUGGCAAAUCAGAGCCUCCGCAACAGACGCCAUCUCCGUCAAGUUCCCUUUCUUCUACGUGGAGGACGACUGCUCUGAUGACUUUGUGUCCAUUUAUGAUUCUUUGAGUCCAGAUGAAUCUCAGGCCAUCACAGAGAAGUGUGGUCAUAGGCCUCCCGCCAACCCGCUGGAGGUGGUGUCUUCUGGGAACAUCAUGCUAAUCAACCUGAUUACUGACAGUGAGGUCCAGCGACCCGGCUUCCAGGCAGUGUACAAAGCCAUCCCCAAAUCUGAGGUGACGCACUGUGGCGGUGAGCUCUCUGCAAGCACGGGAGUCUUCACCUCCCCUCUCCAUCCCAGCUUCUAUCCUCCAGCUGUGGACUGCAAGUGGACUAUUAAGGUCUCAGCUGGGAAAAAGGUGCGCUUGAGGUUCAACAUGUUCCGCAUGAAAGAGCCAGGAGUGGACAUCCGUCGAUGUCACAAAGAUUAUGUACAGAUUAUGAACAACAAAUAUUGUGGCGAGCUGUCCUCCUUGGCUGUGACCAGCACUAAUAAUGUCCUAGAGGUGACCUUCCACUCUGAUGAGUCGUACACCGACAAAGGUUUCAGUGCUGAAUACAGUGCCUACGAUCCUGAAAACCCUUGCCCCAACAUGUUUGCCUGUGGUUCUGGCAUUUGCAUCUCCAAAGACCUCACGUGUGAUGGCUGGAACGACUGUGGCGAUAUGAGUGAUGAAAAGAACUGCAAGUGCGACAAUGACCAGUUUGGUUGUCGUAACGGUUUGUGCAAACCUAGAAUGUGGGUGUGCGAUCGCGUUAACGACUGUGGCGACAACACUGACGAGGAAAGUUGCAGUUGUGAAGCGAACGAGUGGCGCUGUGGGAAUGGCGUGUGUCUGCCUCAGGACGUUGUGUGCGACACAAAGAUAGAUUGCACGGAUGGCAGCGACGAGGCCUCGUGUGAAACCUCACCGGGUAUCUGCUCUGACUUCAGCUUCAAGUGUAAGAGCGGCGACUGUGUCAACAAGGUGAACGCCGAAUGUGACCGCGUCAAUGACUGCUCUGAUAACUCGGACGAGGCCAGCUGCAAUUGCGGCACUCGACCAUACAAGCUGAAUCGGAUCGUCGGAGGCCAGAAUGCCGAAUUCGGAGAAUGGCCUUGGCAGGUCAGCCUGCACUUCAUGACGUAUGGGCACGUUUGUGGGGCCUCCAUCCUCUCCGAGAAGUGGAUUCUUUCAGCUGCUCACUGCUUUGUCACCCACGACCCAGCGAACCACGUAGCAUUCAACUGGCAAGCGUACAGCGGCAUGCAGGACCAGUACAAGCAAGAUGGAGUCCAGCGCCGUGCCGUGGAGAGGAUCAUCAGCCACCCGGAUUACAACCAGAUGACCUUUGACUACGACAUCGCCCUGCUGGAGCUCAGGGAGCCUCUGGAAUUGUCUAAUACUAUCCAACCCAUCUGCCUACCCGCUUCCUCCCACGUCUUCCCUGCAGGCAUGUCCUGCUGGGUCACGGGUUGGGGCGCGCUCCGAGAAGGAGGUCAAAAGGCGCAGCUCCUGCAGAAGGCCUCAGUGAAGAUCAUCAACGACUCUGUGUGUAACGUGGUCACGGAGGGCCAGCUAACCUCCCGGAUGCUCUGCAGUGGCUUCUUGGCCGGAGGAGUUGAUGCAUGCCAGGGUGACUCGGGAGGGCCCCUGGUUUGUUUCGAGGAGAGUGGGAAGUGGUUCCAGGCUGGGAUCGUGAGCUGGGGUGAGGGCUGCGCUCGCCGCAACAAACCCGGUGUCUACUCUCGCGUCACCAAGUUCAGAAAAUGGAUCAGAGAGAAGACAGGUAUUUGAUGUGAGGACAAAGGGAAGGCGGGAUGGCGAGCCAGAAAAAAGUUGGGCUAAAAGGACAAAAAGUGUUUGUCUGUUUUCUUUGAGAAGACGUUGCAUGGGCGCAGACACUCAAACACUUGAUAUUGGUUUUAAUCUUCUUCCCCUUUCAACUAUGACACCCGCUGGCUCAAAUUUUGUCCAGUAAUCAACAUCAAUGGCUCAUCAUAACCCCUAAUUAUUAUUCACUGAUGAAAAUACCCUCCAUUUACGAAGACAACAAUUUAUCGCAUUAUCCCAUUAGUUGUGUACAGAGCAAAAAUUGUGCAUCGUGGUUUUUGAACAGCUGUAGUCUCUUGUAGAUAUUUUUAUUUUUUUUUAUUUCGGUUUUUAUGUAUUAAACCAUGUUUGUUUAUAGCUUUCACAAGACAAGAGCUGGACAUAUAAAAUAGAGUUUUUUAUAAGGUUUUUAACUAGGGGUGUCCCAAUCAGAUAUUGACAUCGGUCCAAUAUUAGCAAAAAAAGCAAAUAUUGGCUUGCAUCCAAAAUGUCCAAUACAAGCAGUCCUAUAGAGUGUUUACUUGUGCAAUGCUAGACAGCCAGUUAACAUCUAAAUGUCCUCCAAUUAGAACACAAAGUUGCUUUUUUUCUUGUAUUUUAGUCAAGUCAAAAAGGUAAAAAUGGUAGGCUAUAGCUUACUAGGAGCUAGCAGCUACACAACAGCUAAGCACACAAUGGCACACAAGCUAGACAUACGUUAUGCAAGACCCUAAUUGAACAAUAUUGCAUUUUCAAUAUAAUAAACUAUUAAAUAAUUAAAUUAAACACAUUCCUACUAUUCAGAUACAAAGUCUCCAAGACAGAAAGUAUCCAGUAACAAAUGUGUCUGCGUUAUUCAACUUUCUGCGUCAUGACCUUAAUAAAUUACUGUUACCUAGGCUCUUAAACUAAAACACAGUAUAUGUCCAUUCCAAAUGGUUAAUAAUAGUGUUUUUCCUACCUACCAUUUUUUUCUGUUUGAGUAAUUUCACUUGAUCAAAUAUUUUUUAACAUUCCACACAACGCAAACCACACAAGUAUGUGUGAUUUGUGCAGAUAACAUAUCGGAUCAAUACCAGUGUCGGACAAUAGUCAAAGCGCCAAUAUUGGUAUCGGAAUAUUGGGACACCACAAUUUUUUAAAUAAAUAAAAAAAAAAGAUAAUGCAGGUAUUUUUUAUCGGCUUCCUUCAAAUUAAUUUUGUGAUGAACUAAUAUUGAAAACAUAUGCUGGGAGGAAAAUAAAGGUUAACAUAAUUCCUAUGAUUUUGGACAGGCAUUUUUACCAAUCAAUCAAAGUCUUCCUCCAACUCUUCAUCAACACCACGCAGUUAUUUGAUUUGAACAACGACUAACCUUCCAAAUCGUCACCCACCUUGCAAAAAAGGAGCACAACAUGAAGAUGGUUGAGUAACCCUAAAUGAUUGAACUGUGGAAAAAUACUUUGUGAUGUGGGUUCACUAACAUUUGCAAACCAAAUACUGAAAUAAGUAUUAUUUAUUUUAAGGGGGAGAGUGUUUUGAAUAUAAAUGUUUUCUAAUAAAGACAAAAUACUUUAAGACUUGUACAAUUGAUUUGUAUUGCACACACGUGUGUUCUAUUUGAGAGAGUGAUGAUGGCAAUAAACUGCUCUGGAUUGGA
Molecule: messenger RNA, 4377 nt
Organism: Nerophis ophidion (straightnose pipefish)
Lineage: Eukaryota; Metazoa; Chordata; Actinopteri; Syngnathiformes; Syngnathidae
Gene: st14
Product: ST14 transmembrane serine protease matriptase
Exons: 20
Coding region: 213-2723 (836 amino acids)
Biological process (GO): acrosome reaction; proteolysis
Molecular function (GO): protein binding; serine-type endopeptidase activity
Source: RefSeq, a predicted model, not a curated record